Messenger RNA from Naegleria fowleri, 2910 nucleotides. RefSeq lists its product as uncharacterized. The transcript is spliced from 2 exons. Lineage: Eukaryota; Heterolobosea; Eutetramitea; Acrasida; Naegleriidae. Gene Ontology annotation, biological process: chloride transport; transmembrane transport. Bases 1 to 2910 code for a protein of 969 amino acids. The record is from RefSeq and is a predicted model, not a curated record. Gene Ontology annotation, molecular function: voltage-gated chloride channel activity. Gene Ontology annotation, cellular component: membrane.
AUGAUUGCAACCUCUAAUAUUCGGCCAUCAUCAUCCGAGAUGGUUGAGGAUGCCAGUAGUACCACUCGAUCAAAAACCAACUCCGUCUCCUUCUCGGAACCACUCACACAAAAGAAUGAUGAUGAGGAAGGAGAAAAAGCCUCCUUUUCCACCCUUCAUGAAGGAGGAACCAUGGUCAUGUUGGAAGAGCAGGCUGAACGUCCAAUAAUAUCGAGCACCAUGCUACCCAAUCACAAGCCUAUUUUGAAAUCUGCUUCUCAACUACUCACUCAACGAAAGAAGAGUAAGAAGGAAGAAUUAUCCACAGUUUCCUAUUCCUCCAAUGCAAAGAGUUUACACACGAUGGAUGUGCUCCGAUUAUUGAGAGAGUCUUCAGAUGUGGAAAAUAGAAUUCGAAAAAACCACAGAAUUUUGGAGAGAACGUCGUUUUUUGGUGGUUUUUCUGAAAUGGAAUUUGUGUGGACCUUUUUAACUGUUUUAGGAGUUUUGGGAGGAAUGAUUGGAUUUUGUUUGGACACUUUAGUGGACUAUAUUUUUGUUGGAAGAGACUCAAUGAUUGAAGGAAUGGUUGAUGCAUCUCCAUCAUUGAAAAUGUUUGUCUGGAUUUUAUAUAACUUGGCUUUUGUGAUUUUUUCAGUAUUACUGACUUUAUGGGUCUCUCCAAUUGCUGAAGGAAGUGGAAUUCCUUCGGUGAAAGCAAUUUUGACUGGUGUGGAUAGCUUGAAAGAACCGCUGAGUUUAAAAAAUCUGUUGGUAAAGAUGGUAGGAGUACCAUGUGUAGUAGGGUCUGGAUUAUUCUCUGGUAAAGUGGGUGGUAUGAUUGCCAUUGGUGCAGCUCUAGCAGACAAUCUUUUAAAGCUCAAACCUUUUCGUGCUAUGAGAAAGAAUAAGACUCUUCGUGUGCAAUUAAUUGGUUGUGGAUGUGCUCUUGGAGUUGGAGCCGUGUUUGGUACACCUGCUGGUGGUGUCUUGUUCGCAUUGGAGGCAGUCGGAACGUAUUACAGUUUGCGUAACUAUUUGAAGAAUUUUUAUGUAGCUCUCAUUGCUGCCUAUGUGUCACGUUUGUUGCACACGUGGCAAGAGCAUUCAAUUUUAUUAGUUCCUGUUUAUAAUGUUAAUUUGGACGUACCAUCAUUUACAGUGAUGGACUUCCUUUCACUUGGAUUUUUAGGAAUUAUUAUGGGAUUAUUAGGAGUUUUAUUUACAUUCUUGAAUGAGAAAUUGUUGUGGCUCCGAAACAAAAUUGGUCGAAGAUAUUUCCUCUUCUUUAGAAGAAAGCAUUUUAACAUUGAGGAUCCAAAGAGCAAAUUCAAAUUCCUCAAAUAUCCUCUCACAUUUGUCCAAACUCAAUUUUUAUGGUCAGUCAUCAUUUGCAUUAUUACAUCCAUAUUGAUUUAUCCAACCGUGAUUGGAAAAUUCAUGUCACUCUCACCAGGAAAACUCAUUGAAGAUUUGAUGAUGAACAAACCCUUACUAAAAGAAAACGGUGCCCAAGGUGAAUGGAUUCCUGCCGCACUCUCUGACAAAAUCAGUGAGUCCAGUAUGGACACAAUGCCUUACGAGUACUAUGCUGAAGUGUUCAAGAAUUUGGCACUCUUCAUUCUCGUUCGUGUGAUUCUUUCACCUCUCUCUGUCUCGUUACCACUUCCAACAUGUAUCUACGUAACAUUACUGAUUAUGGGCGCAGGUAUUGGAAGAUUUUGGGGAGAAUUGUUUGCCUUUGCACUUCCUGAUGGUUGGUCGGCUAUUGCUGAUACAGAAAAGACCUAUUCCUAUAUUCGUCCAGGAGCAUAUGCUCUCGUAGGCGGCUUAGCGCUUUCAGCAAGUGCCACACAAGCUUUCAGUACAGUCUUCAUGUUUUUAGAAAUUGCAGGUAUGGGAAUUCAUUGGCCGGCAUGUCUAGCUAGUUUGAUUGCUGUGAAAAUUUCAAGAGCCCUCUACUAUUCUGCGUACGAUGCUCAAAUUAAGCUGAGAGGAUGGCCAGCUCUCCUGGAAACUAAAACUGAUAGUGAAGACAUGAAAGUUAGAGAUAUCAUGACCAAUGUAGAAAAAAUGAUUAUUUUGGAAGAAAAAACGACCUUCAAUGAAUUGGAAGAAAUAUUCGAAUCCAAAGAUGCUAUUCCCAAGACUUUCCCUGUUGUCAACACGAAAAAGGAUUUAGUGUUACUUGGAGUCGUGAGUGUCAUUCAGUUGAGAACUCUUUACGACACAAAGAAGGAAGAGUUGUCUAAACUAUUCUUACAAUUGGAAGCUCAAAGACAAAAAGAGCUGGCAAAAUCAAAUAAUCAAAACACUCCCACUAUUGUCAUGACAACAGAUGAACAACAAGCGCCUUCAUCCACAACUAUUGAUUUUGACAAUUUACCAGAGUUAUCACUUGACGAGAUCAAGCAAGGUAUUUCCAAGCCUGUGACCACAUCCAACUAUUUCUAUGACAUUUUUGAUGAAUUUAUUGGAUUUAAGGAUUAUGUCGGUCAAGCUGAAAACAUCGAGCAAGCCCACGAAGAGGAAGAGGGCAAUGAAAUUUUCCAAAAAAUUGAACAAAUUACUGGUAUCGAUGCAUUGAAUAACACAACAGGUGACACUACCGAGGGCCAAGUAGAUAGUGUCAGCAGUGCUCAAUCUUCUGCUAUUGAACUCGAAGAGACUGCUUCACCUGAAAUGGAAGUCAUUCAAGAAAAGAAGAGACAACCCAUCCGAUUGGAUUAUGACACUUGUCAAAUCAGUAUUGCCGAGGAUACACCUGCUAUUAUUGCUCACUUGUUGUUCUCACAAUUGAGAUUGGACGAUGUAUUUGUAUUGUGGAAUGGUCGAGUCAUUGGUCAACUACACCGUGAAGUAUUGAUUAAGGGUAUUUCCGAAAAGAAGAAUUUAUUUUCAAAACUAUCACAAAUGAAAAAGACCAAGUAA